This is a messenger RNA of Habropoda laboriosa, 756 nucleotides long. RefSeq names its product gametocyte-specific factor 1-like. The transcript is spliced from 4 exons. The record is from RefSeq and is a predicted model, not a curated record. Lineage: Eukaryota; Metazoa; Arthropoda; Insecta; Hymenoptera; Apidae.
UGGACACAGUGGUUACUAAAAAAUAGGAAAAUUCGUUUUUAUUCAUAAAUAGAUUCAGUUUUUUUAAUCAAAUUAAAAUGCAUAAAUGUCUUAAACUCGCUGAUACAGUUAUGACAUGUCCUUAUGACGAACGUCAUUUAAUUGUAAAGUCUCGUCUGCAAAAGCACAUUGUGAAAUGUGAAAAAAAUUAAAAUAAACAUUAUAAAGUUAUGUGCCCAUUCAAUGCCACUCAUCGUUUGUUUAAAACAGAACUAGAAGAACAUAUUAUUACAUGUCCUACACGUAGUGUAUUGGAAUCAGAAAUUUAUACAGAACCAAGAAAUCAUGGUGUAACAAAUUUUGUAUCGCAUUCAGAGAUUUCAAGUACAAUAAAUUGUGCAGAAAAUUGGGACUCAGAAAUUGAUUUUAACUCAACAAUCUUGACUGAUGAUUAUUUUUCAUGUAAUAAUGUAGAAACAUCUAAAGUAUCUGAUAAUUUUAGGUAUUUUAAACGUAAUAUUGAUGAAAUUACUGCAAUAAGAGGUCCUCGUGGUUUUUCUGAAGCAAUGUUAAGAGAUCUAGAUGAAGAAUCUUAUGUUGAAGAUGUAGAGUCAAUAGUUAGUUCAAUGGGAAUUGGAAGAGGAAAAGUUACUUGGAACAGUAAUAAUUUAAGACUAAUUGGAUUAGGUAGAGGAUGUCCAAUUAAUACUGAUUUACAUUAAUUUAUGUAUUUACAAAUGUGGUGUGAAUCAGUUGUUGCAAAUAAUGUUUAGUAUA